This is a messenger RNA of Trichophyton benhamiae CBS 112371, 1425 nucleotides long. RefSeq lists its product as uncharacterized. The coding region runs from base 1 to 1425 and encodes 474 amino acids. Gene Ontology annotation, molecular function: RNA binding. NCBI's taxonomy places the organism in Eukaryota, Fungi, Ascomycota, Eurotiomycetes, Onygenales, Arthrodermataceae. Gene Ontology annotation, biological process: maturation of LSU-rRNA from tricistronic rRNA transcript (SSU-rRNA, 5.8S rRNA, LSU-rRNA). The record is from RefSeq and is a predicted model, not a curated record. The transcript is spliced from 3 exons. Gene Ontology annotation, cellular component: nucleolus.
AUGGCUCCAGAGAAGAAGGCCACGAAGCGCAAAGCGCCCGCGACGACCACUGCUGCUCCUGCGGUGAACGAACAUCCACCAUCGAAAAAGUCCAAGAAGACUCAGGAAAAACCUGCAAAGCCAGAGGUGGCUACAGUGAAGGCUUCCAGCACUAAGUCUAAGAAAGAAAAGGGCAUUGUCAAUGGUGCCAAAUCCGAGAAACUGUCUGUCAAAGUCGACAAGAAGCCCACGAAGGAAUUGAAGCCCCGCAAACGUGCCGCAGACUUCCUGAGCGAUGAUGAUGAUGAAGGAGAAGAGCCAAAGCAGGAGAUAGCUCCUAAACCUAAGGCUGAAAAGAAGGAAACGCAACCAAAGAAGAAAGCCAAAUCCGAAAAGCCUGGCGUCAGUGCCGAGUCAAAGGAAAAGAUAAAGAAGGCCAAAUCCAAAGCCAAGGAGGUCGAGGAGGAGCCUGAAGAAGCUCCUGAGCUUGUAGAAGAGCAGUUUCCUCCCAAUUCUGAUGCUGACUCGGACGAGGAGGCCGAAGAUGACCAAACCAUUGCAUUGAUUCGAGGGUUUGAGAGCAGCGGGGAUGAGGAUCCCUCGGAAGACGAAGGCUUUGAGCCAGGUCAAGAGGUUCCAAGGAUUCCUGACUCUAAGAAGGCCAUGAAGGCUAUUCGAAAGAAGAAGAAAGAGAGCUCUGCACCAGAGGUGCCUGGCACUGUAUAUGUCGGGCGAAUCCCACACGGUUUCUACGAAGAUGAGAUGCGCGCAUAUUUCUCCCAGUUUGGAGACAUCUCACGUCUACGCCUCUCGCGCAACCGUACUACCGGCAAAUCGAAACACUAUGCGUUCAUUGAAUUCACAUCCUCCUCUGUCGCCAAAGUUGUUGCUGCUACUAUGCAAAACUACCUUAUGUUUGGCCACAUCUUGAAAUGCAUGUACAUACCCCAGGACAAAGUUCAUGCGGAUAUGUGGAAGGGAGCCAACCGUCGCUUCAAGAAGACGCCGUGGAACCAAAUUGAAAAGCGCCGACUUGAUGCCGGAAAGUCACGCGAAAAAUGGUCAAAGGCUAUAUCUAAAGAGAGCUCGAAACGAGCUAAGAAGGCCGAAAAGAUGAAAGCUCUAGGCUACGAGUAUGAGAUUCCAAAGUUGAAGUCUGUGAAGGAGGUCCCUGUUGCUCUAGCAGUGCAGGACCAGAUUGAGGAGGGCACGUCUGCUCCCGUUGCUGCGAUUGAGGACAAGAAAGAGGAGACUCCCAAAAAGAAAGAGACAAAGAGCAAAGAUGAAGUUGAAGCUAAACCUGUGACGAAUGGAAAGGCGAUAAAGGAGAAAAAGGCCGAAGCUGGGAACAUCGAAGCCGAAAAGAAGUCCACUGAGAAGAGAGAGUCAAAGAAAUCUAAGAAGGCCGAAGAAAAGCCAAAGAAGGUGAAGAAGGCAAAGGCAUAA